CAAGUAUCGUUACACUAAUAAGAAUCAAUAACCAUUUUGCGUUCUGUCACAAUAGUUGUCCAAUUUUGUUCCGCCGCUCGCCUGGCAUUUUGGGAAUAACACAUCAAAAUGCCAAAGGCCAACUUCACCUUAGAAGUGGACAGCAGCGAGUCCACCAAGCGACGUCGCGGUGUCCGCUGCAGUCCGUUUGCCCUUUUCUUGUUGACGCUGGUAUUAGUCAGUGCGGUUGCUGUGAUUAUCGUGUUGUCGGUGUUUUUUGUACAGCAGAAUGAGGAUAUUCUUGAUCUUCAAAACCAAAUAAACCGGAUAAACGCCUCCACUCCCGUGAUAGUCCCGCCCACAUCUCCGCCGCAGACAAUCUGGCCCAAUUACCGUCUGCCCAGCGAUCUCAUUCCCAGCCAUUACGAUCUCAAUCUGCAGGUCUUCCUGCCCUACACGGAUGCCGAAGCCGACCGGCCCAAUGCGUUCACCACGCGGGGCACGGUCAGCGUGGAGUUUGAGUGUGUCGCCGAGACGGAUCUCCUCGUGCUGCACAGCUGGGAUAUAGAUAUCCGCGUUAAACACCUGCAGAAUGCCACCCACACGGUGCCGCUGCAGCGGCAGAUUGUCUAUGAUCCCGUGCGGCAUUUGGUUAUUAUGCGUGCCGAUGAGCGGCUGGUUCGUGGCGGAAAAUAUACGCUCAUGAUGGAAUAUGAAGGGCAAAUUGUCGGAGAAAAUCAGGGAUUCUAUCGCAGCUUCUACGAGAUCAACGGCGAAAAGCGGUGGUUGGCAACUACCCAGUUCCAACCGUACAAAGCACGUCGAGCGUUCCCAUGUUUCGAUGAACCGUCGUUCCGCGCCACCUUCGACAUCACCAUUAAGCAUGACAGCCGACACACCGGAACGUACAGUGUGCGUCGCAUUACCAACACCACGCAUCUGGUGGACGGCUGGACCGAGACGACCUUUGAACGGACUGUCAGAAUGCCAACGUACCUGUUGGCGUUUAUUGUCAGUGAUUUCGCACGAAACAACACUGCCAUGGAGGAUGGCGUUGAUUUUGGCGUUAUUUCACGGCCGGAUGCAAUAGAAGAUGCCAGCUUAGCUCUGCGCACCGGUGUCAAUAUGACCACAUUUGUUGGACGCGAUCUCUUCGAUAUGCCGUAUAAGGACUACAACUCCAAACUUGAUAUGGCUGCCGUUCCGGAUUUCGAUGCCGGUGCUAUGGAAAACUGGGGUUUGAUCAUUUACCGUGAAGUGUACAUGCUGCAUCGUGUGGGCAUUACAUCAGCAGAAGAUAAGAAGCAGAUUGUCCGCAUUGUGGCCCACGAACUGGCUCACAUGUGGUUUGGUAACGCAGUAACCUGCUCAUGGUGGUCGGAGAGUUUCCUCAACGAAGGCUUUGCCACGUUUAUGGAAUAUCCGCUAACUCAUCAUGCCAAACCGGAAUGGAAUAUCCCAACACUCUUCACUGCGACAGACACACGAGUCGCGUACGACACCGAUUCUUACGAAUCUUCCAUUCCACUGUUCCGUGAAGUCAACACGCAGGCUGAGAUUUCCGACAUGUUCGGUCGCAUUACCUAUCAAAAGGGCGGAGCGGUUAUUCGUAUGAUGGAAGGUGUAAUGGGCACCAGUGAUCUUUAUGCUGCCUUGAAAUCGUAUCUCCACCGUAUGAGAAACGACAGCAUCACCACUUAUCCGGAUUUAUUGCGCGCUCUGACUGACCAUUUAGUUGGUAAACCACAUUUUGCUAACAUUACCGAGCGCUUCGACAAGUGGAUCACCACCAGCGGUUUCCCCUUGGUUACUAUUCGGCGCAAUGGCAAUACGUUGUCCCUCAGUCAGGAGCGCUUCUUGUUGGGUAACAGUUCGGAGAAUGCCACCCGGCAGAUAUGGCAUGUGCCGAUCAGCUAUGUGACCAGCUUGGAUGCUAUUACCGAGGAGAAUCGGGUUCAGUUGAUUCGACCUAAGCUCUGGCUGGAAAACAAAACCGCUGAACACACCUUAACCGGUGAGAAUAUCAGCUGGAUCUUGGCCAAUGUGGAGCACUAUGGUUAUUACCGAGUUAACUACGACAGCGACAACUGGGAUAAGCUGACGGAGCAGUUGAAAACCAACCAUCAGGUCAUCAGCGUAUACAGUCGCACCCAGUUGAUUGACGACAGUUUUAACCUCGCCAGGAAGGGUGCUUUAAAUUACACCGUGCCCUUUAAGAUUUUAUCGUCUUAUAUGCAACGAGAAAAUGCGUAUGCACCGUGGUACGCUGCUUUGGAUAAUCUACAGUAUCUGGACAUAAUGAUGGGCACGCAGGAGGCAUUCAAAAACUACACAUCGGCUCUCUUUCAGCAUCAUUAUAGCGCUGACUUCUGGAAUACCAGCACUGUGUGGCGUGAUGAAGAGCACGAAGACUACCAAGAACUAAUGCUAAAUCGUUUAUUUGUGGAGCAGUCGUGCUACUACGAACAUCAAGGGUGUGAGGAGCAUGCAAGACAGGAGUUUGUCAAAUGGCAGGCCGAUCCCGCUAACAAACCAGUGGAUCCCCAUUUGCGCGAUCAAGUUUUCUGCUACGGUAUGCGCAACAACGCUACCAACGAUACGGAUUUCGAUUUUAUGCUGCAACAGUACCGUGCUGCCGAAGUGCAUAAUGUCAAGUUGGCCGUGCUGCGCGGAUUGGCCUGCAGUCGGCAGCAAGCGAUGAUUGAACGAUUAUUGAAUUUAUCUUUGGACACAACCAUCAUUCGUUCACAAGAUCAGGCAUACGUAUUCCGGUAUUUGGUUAAAUUUUUCCUGGGAACAGAAACUGCCUGGAAAUUCUUGAGAGAAAACUGGAAUGCCUUCUCUAAAAGUUUGUCGAGGAACGAUAUGGUCACUAGUGUCUGCACCAAGUUCGACACACCAGCACAGCUCGCAGAGGUCGAAGCUUUCUAUGCCAGCCUCGGACCAAAUAUUGAGGAAAAGCUGGCCUUCGAGUCGGCAAUAACCAAAAUCAAAGCCAAUAUUGAGUGGCUGCGAACGUAUCAGCAAUCGGUGUUGGACGCACUGGUCACUGCAGAAGCCCCGUAAAUGAGCGCCGAUUUUGUAAAUUUUAGCAUCGUGUGAUAAAAGCCAUUGUUUAUGGAUUUCGAAGUUCUAAGUCAACGCUUUUACAUCCUACUGUAUAUGUUCUGUUACUUUAAUACAUAUGGUGCAGUUUAAUAAAUCAUGUCAAAAUAACACAAACUGCACUCGGUAUCUAAAAAAAGACUUUAUGUCUUACGCAGACAGAAAACCGAUUUGUAAAACAACGAAAACAUUUUAGGUGGUGCACUACUGAUUUAUUGCAAAGCAUUCUAAACAUAUU
Paramacrobiotus metropolitanus is the source of this 3322-nucleotide messenger RNA. Its product is annotated as aminopeptidase N-like. Gene Ontology annotation, cellular component: cytoplasm. NCBI's taxonomy places the organism in Eukaryota, Metazoa, Tardigrada, Eutardigrada, Parachela, Macrobiotidae. The transcript has 17 exons. The coding region runs from base 109 to 3045 and encodes 978 amino acids. Gene Ontology annotation, molecular function: zinc ion binding; metalloaminopeptidase activity; peptide binding. The record is from RefSeq and is a predicted model, not a curated record. Gene Ontology annotation, biological process: peptide catabolic process; proteolysis.